Molecule: messenger RNA, 1434 nt
Organism: Pyrenophora tritici-repentis Pt-1C-BFP
Lineage: Eukaryota; Fungi; Ascomycota; Dothideomycetes; Pleosporales; Pleosporaceae
Product: Drc1-Sld2 domain containing protein
Biological process (GO): mitotic DNA replication preinitiation complex assembly; double-strand break repair via break-induced replication; DNA replication
Cellular component (GO): DNA replication preinitiation complex
Molecular function (GO): DNA replication origin binding; single-stranded DNA binding
Source: RefSeq, a predicted model, not a curated record
AUGAGUAACGACGACAUUGAACAGCGCUGCAAUGCGCUACGACUGGAUCUAAAAGCCUGGGAAAAGAAAUUCGCGGCGCAGAACAACGGCCGAAAAGCGGGACGCGACGACAUCAAGGGCAAUGCCGAGAUUUCACAAAAAUAUAAAGAGUACAAUAAGCUACGAGCUCGACAGUCCAGCAAAGCAGCGCCACAGACACCUUCAAAGCGAGGCGCAAGUCGCAAAGCAAACCUCGAUGUCGAGCGCACGCCGAAAGCCGCACCCAAGGCCACUAUUACCACACCGAUGAAGAGGAAGAGGGAUGAGGAGGGUUCUAUAGAGAACGUUGAUCAUGACAAACUCCUCUCCCCACAAGGGCCUACGGUCAUCGGACCAACCCCACAGCGUGACGGCAUAGUGUUGGGUUUGUUCGACGAGCUUCCGUUCGCAUACGAUACACCUAGUAAACCGAGGAACGUCUUGGGGGACGUGGGUCUCAACGUGCCACAAACACCGAGCAGACGAUUACAAGACGCAGCAAGCGAGACUUCACUAGAGUCUAGGGCAAGGGGGGAGAGGACACCACUAUCAGCAGGGAAGCGCUUCCUGUUAAACCAAUUUGUCACACCAAAGAAGAGGAGGUUAGACGAGCAAGGCACGCCGUCAUCAGCACUAGGGCUGGCCACGCCUGCCUUUCUCCGGAGAGACAAUGUUCUGAGCGCCAUUGACGAAGACAAUGAAGCAACACCUCGACCAGCGCCUUGGAAACGUCGUGGACUAGUGCGUAGUUUAAGUACUAUGAUACAAGCCAUGAAGAAGGAUGAAAACGAUAAACUUGACGAAGAGGCGGAUAUCAUGCGCGAAAUGGAGAUGGAGGAACAGGGCAUCUCAAGGCCGCGAAAAAAGGCCAAAACGCCACAGCUUCUGGUGGAAGAUAGCCAAGCGCCGAUGCCUUUGGGUCCAGAUCGAGGCCUCGAAUCAGAAGACAAUAGUGACGAAGAGCCGGAACUGGGUGCCAAUGGUAAGCCACGUAAGGCUUGGAAAAAGAAGGGCCUGAAGAGGCAGACACGGCGGGUGAUUAUGCGCCCGAACAUCACAAAACCCAAACCUGUGCCAGCUCCAAAAGACCAAGAUGAGACAGAAGAAGAGGGGUCAGGCGUACCCGAGACACAACUCCCUGUAGACGCUGCAGACGAGUUCGGCUCGGACUUUGACGACGAGUCUGACUACGCGAGUGAUGCUUCCCACACACCAAAGCCGAGAAAAGUGACGGCAAAGAAGCCCCAGCAAGCUGCCGAUAAGCCUGCUGAUCAGCCUGCCAAAGAGAGUCUUCUUAAAACCGCGGCCCGAAAAAUCAAGGCUACGGCAAAUGCCAACUAUCGGAGACUGAAUAUCAAGGGCAAGGCAGCGACCGGUGGGAAGAGCGGGAAGGGUAAGUUCGGUAGGAGGAAAUAG